UCCCCUGGGCCCUGUUUCAUGGCCAUUGCCAGCGCUCUGCCAGUGCACGUGUAAAAUUGGGUUUCCAUGGAUACAUCCACAAGCCCAUCGCUCCAACCCUACCACAAGUGUGACGUCAUCUCGUGAAAUGCGCUGGCAGUGGCUAUCGGCGCGGCAGUGAAACAGCCCCCUGGCCAGCUGGUUUUCAACUGAUUUUCUGACUUUUCAGAUAAAUCAGGAAUAACAUUAAUUAACAAUGCAGUCAGUGCUGAACACCGUCCGGGGGGCCGCCCUGGGCUUCGCAGAGCAGGUCACUCCCCUUCUGACGGAGUCGUGUUUCCGGGAGCGGGGGAUGCUCACCCCGGAGGAGUUUGUCGAGUGCGGCGACCAGCUGGUGCACAGUUGUCCCACCUGGGCCUGGGCCGCCGGCGAGAAGAGCCGCGCCAAAACCUACCUGCCCGCAGACAAACAGUUUCUCAUCACCCGUAACGUGCCCUGCCACCGGCGCUGCAAACAGCUGGACCAUGACGAGGCCCAGGAGCGCGUUAUCGAGCCAGACGACGGCGACGGCGAGGGCUGGGUGGACACGCACCACUUCAGCGGCGGCACGGCCAGCGGCGCCGGCGGCGAGAGCGCCGCCCUGGCCAUGGAGGCGCCCGCCGAGCCGCCCCCGCCCCCGCCGCCCCCGCCGCCAGCCGCCGCCGACAGCGACGACGACGGCGACGGCGAGGCGUGUGAUAUGGAGGAGUUUGAGGAGGCCGGCCUGGACGACCCGGACGAUGCUCUGGCCCGGACGCUGCCGGCGCCCGCCACCCCGUGCGCCGCCUCCGGUGCCCCCUCCGCCGCCACGGAGCCGGCCGGCGAAGAGAUUGUGCGCACCCGCACCUACAACCUCAACAUCACGUACGACAACUACUACCGCACGCCCCGGCUCUGGCUGCAGGGCUUCGACGAGAGCCGCCAGCCGCUGUCGGUGGACCAGAUGUACGAGGACUUCAGUCAGGACCACGCCAACAAGACAAUUACGAUGGAGACGCACCCGCACCUGGCCGGACCGCCGCAGGCCUCCAUCCACCCGUGCAAGCACGCUGACACCAUGAAAAAGCUGGUGGAGACGGCCGAGGAGGGCGGACGUCAAAUUCCCGUCCAGAAGUACCUCAUCGUCUUCCUCAAGUUCAUGCAGGCAAUCAUUCCGACCAUCGAGUACGACUUCACGCAGAACAUCCAGUUGUGAGACGGCUCGACGCCGCUGCUGCUGUGAACGGGGACUCGCUGUAGUACUCUGUGGGAUAUUGUUACUGGGGACUGUGCCAGGGACGGGGCGGGAUGUCUGAGCACUCUGGAGGACGUCUAUUGCCCGCCCGGAACUCAGCCACAAACAGGGCCGAGUCUCUACUGCCCGCCCGGGGUUUAGCCACUGACGUGACGGGGCCCAAUACGCCGGGACCGAGUCUCCGCUGCCCGCCCGGGGUUUAGCCACUGACGGGACGGGGCCCAAUACGCCGGGACCGAGUCUGUGGUGUCCACCCAGGGCUUAGCGGCUGACAGGUGGGCCACCCCCCGCUUGUAGCUGCUCGACCACCGACUGGUGUCUGCUGCUGGGAUAUGCCUGCUGGGGUAUGCCUGCUCGGAUAUGUCUGUGCUGGGAUAUCUCUGCUGGGGCAUGUCUGCUGGGUGAUUCUGCUGGGGCACGUCUGCUGGGUGUCGCUGCUAGGGUAUGUCUGCUGGGUGUCUGCUGGGAUAUGUCUGCUAGUGCUGAGGAUCUGACCACUACCAGUCGACCCUUAUCUAGCAGUAUCUGCUGACCGUGUCUGCUGACUGCUGACUGAUAUCUGACCGUGUAUCUGCCGGUAUCUGCCGGCGUUACUGAUGUGUGGUGCUGGCCACGGGUGCGUCCAGUUCCACCGCGGGGCCUGUCCGUACCACUGCCACCACUGGCCCUGAGGGCGAGCCGUCCGGCCACACAAAUUCCCAGGGCUGGGUCGCGACUCUGUGGCUACCCGCUGCGCCGAGCAGCCCGGCUGGCCCCGUGGCGACCCACUGCGCUGGGUGGACCGCACACCCGCCGACUGUGAUCUGUAAUUACCGUGUUUAUUGCCGCAGCCUCCUGAAUAUAGCUCUAUCUGAU
Messenger RNA from Amphibalanus amphitrite, 2107 nucleotides. Its product is annotated as ubiquitin-like-conjugating enzyme ATG3. The transcript has 6 exons. Bases 236 to 1213 code for a protein of 325 amino acids. NCBI's taxonomy places the organism in Eukaryota, Metazoa, Arthropoda, Thecostraca, Balanomorpha, Balanidae. Gene Ontology annotation, biological process: nucleophagy; autophagy of mitochondrion; autophagosome assembly. Gene Ontology annotation, cellular component: cytoplasmic ubiquitin ligase complex; cytosol. The record is from RefSeq and is a predicted model, not a curated record. Gene Ontology annotation, molecular function: Atg8-family ligase activity.